AUGCAAAUUUCUAAUUCCUUAGCUUUUUUGAAAAGCUUGAGAUACCUUGACCUCUCUUCGUCAAUUUUCAAUGCAACGAUUCCUCAUCAUCUGGGAAAUCUUUCAAGGUUGCGGUAUCUCAACCUUAGCAAUAGUUAUUUAAAUGGUCCAAUUCCUGAUACACUUGGAAGGUUGACGUCUCUCACAGUCCUUGACCUUUCAAGUAAGAAUUUCAAUGAUUCAAUGUCGUAUUCUUUGUGUAACCUGAGCAGUCUUGUCCAUAUAGAUCUUAGUUAUAGUAGCCUUAUAGGUGCAAUCCCCCAUUGCCUUGGGAAUCUUGCUUCUCUUUCCAUCCUCAGGUUGAAUUACAAUCAACUUCAAGGUCCAAUUCCAAGUGAGAUGUUAAAUAUGACGCAACUUACAGAGCUUGACCUCUCUUGGAAUGCGUUUCAAGGUCCAAUUCCAAGUGAGAUGGGAAAUAUGACACAACUUACAGAGCUUCACCUCUUUUCGAAUGCAUUUGCAUGUGAAAUACCAAACUCCAUGAGGAACCUCUGCAACUUGCGUCUAUUGGAUUUCUUCUAUAACAUGUUCACUGGAAAGCUUUCAACUUCUAUUGGAAGUCCAUUUGGUUGCAUCCAUAAUAGUUUGGAAGAUUUGUCUUUUUCUUCCAAUAAUUUGAGUGGCGGUCUGCCAAACCAUUUGGGAGAGUUUAAGAAACUAGAGAGGCUUAUUAUUAGAAGGAAUUCAUUUUAUGGUCCUCUGCCAUCAUCACUCGGAAGACUAUCAUAUUUGAGAGAGUUAGAUACUAGAGACAAUCAAUUGAAUGGGAGCAUUCCAAUUAGUCUUGGACAACUUUCAAAACUAGAAUCUCUAGAUUUGUCAAACAAUUCAUUUGUUGGCACCGUAUCUGAACUUCACUUUGCCAAACUCAUGAGUUUAAAUGAAUUGUUCUUGGAAUCAAAUUCAUUAGUUUUGAAUGUGACCUCCCAAUGGGUUCCUCCCUUUCAACUCCAAGUCAUACAAUUGUCAUCCAUCAAACUAGGACCCCAAUUUCCUCAAUGGCUCGAAACACAAAAAAAAUGUUAG
Camellia sinensis is the source of this 1068-nucleotide messenger RNA. NCBI's taxonomy places the organism in Eukaryota, Viridiplantae, Streptophyta, Magnoliopsida, Ericales, Theaceae. The record is from RefSeq and is a predicted model, not a curated record.